Messenger RNA from Leishmania braziliensis MHOM/BR/75/M2904, 414 nucleotides. Its product is annotated as putative serine/threonine protein kinase (fragment). Gene Ontology annotation, molecular function: protein serine/threonine phosphatase activity. The transcript has a single exon. Gene Ontology annotation, biological process: mitotic cell cycle; peptidyl-serine dephosphorylation. NCBI's taxonomy places the organism in Eukaryota, Euglenozoa, Kinetoplastea, Trypanosomatida, Trypanosomatidae. The annotation marks the transcript as partial. The record is from RefSeq and is a predicted model, not a curated record. Gene Ontology annotation, cellular component: cytosol.
AUGACGACGGCCGGCAGCGGGCCCCCGGUGGGGUCCAGCAGCACGCUGGACUUGGAUGAGAUGAUUAAUUACGUCAUCCAGUGCAAGCCGCUCAGUGAACAGCAGGUGGCACGUCUGUGCGAGAAGGUGAAGGAGGUACUAGAGAAGGAGAACAACGUGCACGCGGUGCGGGCGCCAGUCACCGUAUGCGGCGACGUGCAUGGCCAAUUUCACGACCUGCUCGAACUUUUCAAGAUUGGUGGGCUUCCACCGGACACGAACUAUCUAUUCAUGGGCGACUACGUGGAUCGCGGCUACUACAGUGUCGAGACGGUGACGCUGCUUCUCCUCUACAAGCUACGAUACCCCAGCGACUACUUUUUUCUCCGGGCAAACAAGAAAUCCGUCAAAAUUACCAGGGGUUUGGCUUUUACA